UUCGUCAUUCGAUGACAUCAUGACAUUUAUUCACGACAUUAACGACGUUGCUCAAGUUGGCAGCCGGGAGCUAGAAUCGCUGUAUAAGCUUCUAAAAGACCUAGGAAGAUCGCCUAUGAUCUCCAGACUUCAGAACAAAGCUCUGGUACUACCACUCUCACAGGCCGAGUCUUCAGUGCUAAACAUGCUGGUUCGGGAAACUCACCGGCCAGAUCCAACAGCAUACGUAGCUUGCAGUUUUUCUGCAGGAGCACACCAAUCCAACUUAGACUAUUUGUCAAGACGUAUAGAAUCUGCACAGAAUCCGGUUGACCCUAUAAAGCAAGCAAUUGUCCUGACGGUUGUAACGGAGACAAUGGCAGCAGCUUGGCCGUUUUACGGUAGUGAUUCAGAGGGUGUUGAUGUGUGGCUAGGUGAGAAUGGUAAGGAGAACGAUUAUCAGGAGAAGAAGGAGGAUGGGGAGGAGGAGAACAAUCAAGGGGAGGAAGCGGAUGACCAGUGUGCCGGAGUAGAAGUUAGGACUGUGGUUGUAGAUAAGAAGGUGCUGGAGGAGUUGGAGAAGGAGGUUAAGAGAAAGAGUGCUACAAGCUGGAUUGCUGAUAGAGCCCUCAAACGUUUUAGAGGAACUCAAUAAUAGACUCUGCAUGUGUUACCAAUUUUUGAUCUAUAAAACUAUUCUCAAUAUGAAAAUGAAGAUUUGAUUCGGGAUUUUUCAAGCCAUUAUUUUUUGAUAAUCCAAAAUUCCUUUCUAUCUGAUAUAAAAUAUUAAGACCUUUCAAAGGUAAUUUAAAAGCCUGAAAAAAUAUUCGUAACUAAGAUUUGUUUCUAAGGAGAGGAUUGCGAUAGAUAUAACCAUGACCACUGCUGGACGUUGAAAAAGACUGGUAUCCAAUCAAAAUAAUACAUAGGUCACCACUUUGGGGUGAAUUGAGACAAGUGGAAAAAAUCAUGGUUUCAAUCGCAAACAUUCUAAUUGGAAAUGAAGCUGGUAAUCUGUAACAUAUUUUUCUUAGCUAAAGAAUACAAUCUUUAUUGGGAUGAAAUAUUUUUGGUUCUGAUUAAGUUUAUAAUUAUAUCAAAUACCUUUAGUUUUAUCUGUUAGCAAAAUGUGCAUUUGUAGUUUUGACGCAAGAAAAUGGAACUGUUUAGAAAUCAUUGACAAAAUUUACCACCCGCACUUUUCUAAUAGACGAUGCUAAAUUAAUGUAAUAAUGUACAUACAAAAUCUCAAAAAAAUGUAAUUUAAGUAGACUUAACGGAUAAUUUAAUUUUCUGGUAAAGUGUUUUGGCUCUGGACAGAGCUGUUAUAUAGCUGUGACGGGGUAUCCACUUUCUACAAGUUGAAAUUUUUCUUUAAAAACUUAAGUAUAAUAGCAUGGCCAACAAAUGUGGGACCCCGUAACUUACUGCAUUGAUAGUUGCACUAUCAUGAUAGGCUUCUAAAAUUUUCGAACAUCUUCAACUUCAUUUUGGAAAGUUUAUAAAUGAUUUGAGGUGAAAGACGAUGACACCAACUAUGAAAUAUCAUUCACCCAGUUAAAUUUUAUAAAUGCUCCUUAAAAUCACAUCCCUCAAGCUCUCAGUAGUCAGUACGCGACGCCCGGGCCGGGCCGUUGCGUCGGCGUCAUAAUUUCUCUUAAAAACAAUGUCAAAAGAUUGUCGACCACACACCCAGCACCACGUGUUGGGUCUACCUCUCCUGGGCCCUGGUAUUA
Molecule: messenger RNA, 1715 nt
Organism: Bolinopsis microptera
Lineage: Eukaryota; Metazoa; Ctenophora; Tentaculata; Lobata; Bolinopsidae
Exons: 3
Coding region: 20-634 (204 amino acids)
Source: RefSeq, a predicted model, not a curated record